AUGACAUUGUAUGAACUGUUCUGGACCACUGUGUCCUAUCUCUGCAUGAUGAACCCAAGCCCCAAAGCCAUGAGCCAUACACUGGGCCAUGCAGUGUUGGCCGUCAGUGGCAUGGAUGUAAACGGCAAGUACACGGCUGGAAAGAAGCAAUGGAGUGUCUGGCUAACUGCGAAUUACCUGGUGUCCAUCCGGUUAGGCCGGCCCCGCUUUACCUCCAACGAGAAGCUUAUGCUGGCCUAUAUGUUCCACUCGCUCUUUGUCAUUGGCUCUCAGCUAUCUCUGGAAAAGGGCAGUUCAGGCAUUGAGAUGCUGGAAACAGACACAUUCAAAUUGCACUGCUUCCAAACACUGACGGAAAUGCCCAUCAGAUGUGAGCUAUUUGACCAGAACCUGAAGCUAGCUCUAGACAUGGCAGAGAAGGCUGGCACCUUUGGACCGGGGUCAUAG
Molecule: messenger RNA, 447 nt
Organism: Grammomys surdaster
Lineage: Eukaryota; Metazoa; Chordata; Mammalia; Rodentia; Muridae
Product: trafficking protein particle complex subunit 4-like
Exons: 3
Coding region: 1-447 (148 amino acids)
Biological process (GO): endoplasmic reticulum to Golgi vesicle-mediated transport
Cellular component (GO): TRAPP complex
Source: RefSeq, a predicted model, not a curated record